GCCGCACGCUUUAAAAUAACGAGAACAGACUCACUUCACAUUACACAUUGCUUCACACAUCAGGAGGUGUAGGCAAAGUUGAACUGCGCAAGAUGAACCGUUUGCUCCUUCUCUUCGCCGCCUUGGCAAUCCUCAGCCUGGCUAUUGCACUCCCGGCUCCAGAAGAUGAAAAAAAGGACGUCGAAGGUCGCAUAGGGUACGGUGGCGGUUUCGGUGGCAGUUCAUUCAACCAAGGUGGAAGUUUCAACCGGGGAGCCUCCGGAAACCGUCACGGGCAAGGCGGCUUCAACUACAACGUUGGUGGAUCCAACCGUAGGAGGUACGGCAACAGUCAGACGUACGGUGACCGAGAGUCCUUCGGACUGAACCGCAACCAAGGUGGAAGCUCGGCUUUUGGACAGGGAAGUCACGGAAACCGUUACAACACUCAGGCAGGUGGAUCCAGCGGGUCGCAGCAUGGAUUCCAGCAAGGAGGUUACCUCGGCUAAAUACGAGUACGAGGUUUUCAAAUACACUCCUAAGACGAAUAAUCGUGAUUCGCGAAGGCCGCGUUUUUAGACAGUUAGGCAGGACAGAUCGUCUAAUAAUAAGUAUGAAAAGUUUUCUGAAGGCGACUGCGCCAGCCAUGUGAACACUAAGAGUGAUUACAAUAAAAGAUACUUUAUUUCGGAAAAACG
Ornithodoros turicata is the source of this 677-nucleotide messenger RNA. RefSeq lists its product as uncharacterized. The transcript has 2 exons. NCBI's taxonomy places the organism in Eukaryota, Metazoa, Arthropoda, Arachnida, Ixodida, Argasidae. The record is from RefSeq and is a predicted model, not a curated record. The coding region runs from base 93 to 488 and encodes 131 amino acids.